Molecule: messenger RNA, 1020 nt
Organism: Talaromyces rugulosus
Lineage: Eukaryota; Fungi; Ascomycota; Eurotiomycetes; Eurotiales; Trichocomaceae
Exons: 1
Coding region: 1-1020 (339 amino acids)
Biological process (GO): pectin catabolic process; arabinose metabolic process; arabinan metabolic process
Molecular function (GO): alpha-L-arabinofuranosidase activity
Source: RefSeq, a predicted model, not a curated record
AUGCAUCCCCAGUCUCGUCUCGAGCUGCUCGCACUCGGUUUAGCAGCCACGGUUGCCGCCGGCCCUUGUGAUAUCUACGCCGCAGGCAACACUCCCUGUGUCGCCGCGCAUAGCACCACACGCGCACUGUACGAUGACUACUCCGGUCCCCUGUACCAGGUGACACGAUCCGACGGCACCACUUCUGAUAUUGCGCCGCAGACGGCCGGGGGUGUAGCCGAUGCCUCGGCGCAGGACGCCUUCUGCGACAACACGACCUGCCUUAUCAUCAUUAUCUACGACCAGUCCGGUAAUGGCAACGACCUCACGCAGGCGCCGCCUGGAGGCGCAGCCAGCGGCCCUGGCGACAACGGAUACGAUAAUCUGGCCACGGCGACAGAUGCCCCUGUCACGUUGAAUGGACAGAAGGCGUACGGAGUUCUUGUUGCGCCAAACACAGGCUAUCGCUGUGACGAGACCACUGGAAUUGCCACUGGUGAUGACCCAGAGGGUAUGUACGCUGUCCUUGAUGGCACGCACUACAAUACCGGCUGCUGCUUUGACUAUGGCAACGCCGAGACCAGUAACACAGACACUGGUAACGGCCACAUGGAAGCCAUAUAUUUCGGCACUGGUGAUGGCUCUGGCCGUGGUACUGGUGCUGGUGAUGGCCCCUGGAUUAUGGCCGACCUUGAGAACGGGCUGUUCUCGGGUCAAGAUCCGAUCAAUAACCAGGAUGACCCAUCCAUCACCUGGCGCUUUGUGACUGCUAUUGUCAAGGGCCAACCGAACGACUGGGCUAUCCGUGGCGGUGAUGCCACCAAUGGUGAUCUGUCGACCUACUAUAGCGGGGUGCGCCCUGAUGGAGGCUACGAUCCCAUGAGCAAGGAGGGUGCGAUCAUCCUGGGAAUUGGCGGUGAUAACAGCGACAGCGCCCAGGGUACCUUCUACGAGGGUGUCAUGACUUCCGGCUUCCCGUCGGACGAUACUGAGAACCAGGUCCAAGCCAACAUCGUCGCGGCUGGAUAUGCCUCUUCCUGA